This is a messenger RNA of Theileria orientalis strain Shintoku, 1062 nucleotides long. RefSeq names its product ubiquinol-cytochrome c reductase. The coding region runs from base 1 to 1062 and encodes 353 amino acids. Lineage: Eukaryota; Apicomplexa; Aconoidasida; Piroplasmida; Theileriidae. The transcript is spliced from 4 exons. Gene Ontology annotation, biological process: mitochondrial electron transport, ubiquinol to cytochrome c. Gene Ontology annotation, cellular component: membrane. The record is from RefSeq and is a predicted model, not a curated record. Gene Ontology annotation, molecular function: quinol-cytochrome-c reductase activity; 2 iron, 2 sulfur cluster binding.
AUGAUCAAACUUAGAUAUAUAUUGAACACCAAGAGACAAUUCGCCGCAAGCCUUAAUCGGGAAAUGAAAAAACGUUUAGGAGUGCCAGCCGCAAGUGAGGUGCCACUGUACAGAAACGUGUUCGACAGAGCAGAUAACCCGAAGCUGUGGGCGUUAGACACAACGAAAUAUGAAAACAAGGGCGCAGUGAAAGAGCUGAGCGACCUGGUAACGCCACACGGACACGGACACAAGUUUGGAAACACAGGAGUAACAAGAUACGCACACUACGUAAACGUGUGGGAACCAGUGUUCCCAAGAACACCAGAUAUAUCAAAAGGAGAAUUGAUAUCAGGAGCAAAUUUUACGAGAACGAGCGGAUGGUACAACCCAAAUGAACCAGCAAUAGUGUCAGUGGGAAAACUGGGACCGGAAAAUCAGAGACCAGUAGGAUACGCAGAAAACGCAGUGGUGCCAGAGUCAACAUACCCAGAAGCGUUUCCAGACUUUAGAGAGUACAGACUGCCGAAAGGAACGGACAGAAGAGCAGCAAUCUACCUGAUGACAGCAAGCAUAUUCUUCUUCCUCCUGGCAUUCAUAAGGUCAUCAAUAAUUAAAGUAAUACACUUCUUUUGGCUAUCAAAGGACGCAGUGGCAGAAGGAACACUGGAAGUAAACGUGGGCCAGAUGCUUCCAGGAGACCAAGUGACAGUUAACUGGAGAAAGAAGCCAGUAUUUAUAAGAAGAAGAACACAAGAGGAGAUAACAAGAGCAAGGAAAGAAGAUAUGAAUAAGGGUAAUUAUAUGAUGCGUAGGAAGGACGAUGAGCUGCUGGAGUCGAUGAGAGACCCGCAGCUGGACAGCGAAAGAAACGAAAACCCAGAGUGGCUAAUCAACAUAGCAAUAUGUACACACCUGGGAUGCGUGCCGUACAGAGGAGGAAACUACGGAGGAUUCUUCUGCCCAUGCCACGGAUCGCACUACGACUCGUCAGUAGGAAGAAUAAGACACGGACCAGCUCCAGCGAACCUGGAAGUGCCGCCAUAUAAAUUUAUAGACGAUAACACAAUUAAACUAGGAUAA